Messenger RNA from Oryza brachyantha (malo sina), 1321 nucleotides. RefSeq names its product transcription factor VIP1-like. The record is from RefSeq and is a predicted model, not a curated record. The transcript is spliced from 4 exons. Bases 76 to 1038 code for a protein of 320 amino acids. Gene Ontology annotation, molecular function: DNA-binding transcription factor activity. NCBI's taxonomy places the organism in Eukaryota, Viridiplantae, Streptophyta, Magnoliopsida, Poales, Poaceae. Gene Ontology annotation, cellular component: nucleus. Gene Ontology annotation, biological process: regulation of DNA-templated transcription.
AGCACAGCGACCUCCCAAACCCCAGCCGCCUCCGCCGCCGCUCGCCGGAGUUGACCGGGUGUUGACCGGGCGGCGAUGGACCCGCGCUUCCCGCCGCCGGCCGCGCCGCCGCGGGGGCACCACCGGAGGGCGCACUCGGAGACGUUCAUCCGGCUGCCCGACGCCGACCUGCUGCUCGACCCGGACGGGGACUUCGGCUUCUCCGACCUCGACUUCCCCUCGCUCUCCGACGACUCCCCCGCGGCGUCCGACCCGACGCCGCCUCUCCCGCCUAUGGUGCCGCCGCCGCAGCACCAGCAGCAGCAGUCGCCCGCGUCGGCGCCGCGGCCGCCCGGCGGGGCGCACAUGAGGAGCCUCUCCCUCGACGCCGCCUUCUUCGAGGGGCUGCCGUUCCAGGGAGGGAUUGGGGGCGGUGCUGGGCAUAAGAGGAGCGGGUCCAUGGAUGGGGAGAGCUCGCUGUUCGAGGGCGAGUCCGCGCCGCCGGACUACGCCAAGAAGGCUAUGCCCGCUGAUAGGCUCGCCGAGCUCUCGCUCCUCGACCCCAAGCGCGCGAAAAGGAUUCUGGCCAACAGGCAAUCAGCGGCGAGGUCGAAGGAGAGGAAGAUCAAGUACACCAGUGAGCUGGAGAAGAAGGUGCAGACGCUGCAGACAGAGGCAACGACGCUUUCAACACAGCUCACGCUUCUUCAGAGGGACACGUCUGGCCUAACUGCUGAGAACAGAGAGCUCAAACUUCGGUUGCAGUCCAUGGAAGAACAAGCUAAACUUCGAGAUGCUCUGAAUGAUGCCCUAAGAGAAGAAGUUCAGCGGCUUAAGAUAGCAGCAGGUCAAGUUCCAAACAUGAAUGGAAACUCCUUCAACGGAGGAAUGCAGCAUCAGCAGCAGCAGAUGCCGACCUACUUCUCGCAACCACAGCAGAUGCACUACUUAGGUGGCCACCAGGGUCGGCAUCACCACCCAAACAAUUCACAUAGCUCUUUGAACGGAGGCCAGUCGAUGAGCGGCCAGACCCUAAACGACUCCAUGGAUUUCAUGUGAGGACUGAAGCACGCCAAGUUGCACGCUAACUGCAACUCAAUGUACUGUAAAGAAUAGCUGAUGUAUACCAUAUUGCAUAUGAAUCAAUCUGUAGGGUUAGCUUGCUGAUCUUUGUAUCAUUCACUCAAAAUGGCCAUUCACAUGCUCGGCCCAUCAUCUGCUUCGUUUCUUAGGGGUUAUGCCUUAGCCUGAAGAUUGAAAGAACUCUGUUUAACAUGUUGCCCGCCAUGGUUGUUUUUGUAAAGAUGUUGCUAUAGUGAAUGGAAUGGUUCUGAUUGAAACA